AUGCCUGAAGAACGCCCCGAAGCCGAGGAAGAAUAUAUUGCCGAACCUUUAAUUAAGGAUAUGUUCCGAGUGCUGGACAAAAACAGAUGUGGAUUUCUUACUUGUGAAGAAUUUAAAAAUUUAAUCGGCAAUAUGUCCGAAGUGUCCGUAUCCAAAGAGGAAAUGGAAGAGGUUAUUGAGGACGUUGAUAAAAACCGAGACGGAAAAGUGACCUAUGAUGAGUUUCUAUGUACUUUGUGUAAGAAAACAGCUAGAAAUGUUGAAUAUAGAACAGAUGGUGUGAUAUCCAUCUAUAAAUUACCAGAAUAUUAA
Molecule: messenger RNA, 312 nt
Organism: Lottia gigantea (owl limpet)
Lineage: Eukaryota; Metazoa; Mollusca; Gastropoda; Lottiidae
Exons: 2
Coding region: 1-312 (103 amino acids)
Molecular function (GO): calcium ion binding
Source: RefSeq, a predicted model, not a curated record